UCGACAGUGAUUCGAUAGUUCCGAAAUGUUCCGAUUACAUCAAAAGAAUACAAACACAAACUUUGUUUAAUUGGACCAGAUUAAUUUUCGAUAAUUUUAAAAUCUAUUUUUUAAAUUUUUAAUUUGGAAUAUGGAGGACUUAUACCGCCAAAGUAGCGGUAGGCACAGUUCUGUUUCAUCAUCUGUUAGUCCGACUCGAGGACUGGCCGCCUUACAUAUCAGCCCAAAACCUUCCAAAAGGUCAUCAUCAUUAAAGAAACCGCGAAAAAAGCACCUGGACAAUGUUGAACUCAGUGAGAUUCGGCCUCGUACCAGCAGUUUGCCUUCCAGGAACUGUCUGCAGAAACCUCGGCCUCAGUACCUUUCACCGUUCAUUGAUAAUAUUUCAGAACAGGAAUGCUAUACCAUGCGAACUUUUGUAACAACUCGGAAAGGCCUUAUUAAUCGCGGUGAUUCGGUGCGAUCUCGUAGUACCAACAGUAUUGCGUCAUCUGCUAGCAGUAGUAUGACCGAACUGACACCCCUAUCUGGUACCAACUCCAGCUCGCUGUCAAACAGUGUUAACUCUCUACUGCCUGCCUUUAUUUUUCGAGUUCUUGUCCUUGGAUGGUCGGGUGUGGGCAAGUCAUCUUUAAAAAGACAGUUUAUGACAUCGGAGUAUUUGGGUGUCGUCGACAGCGUAGAUGGUGAAUCAGAUUCAAAUGUAUCAGUUAUGUUAGAUGGUGAAGAAUCAUCUGUAGAUUUUAUAGAUCCUGAUCCAGAUAUGGAUUGGAGAGCUCAAACAACCAUAGAUGCCUAUAUUAUAGUAUUUGCCAUAGAUGACAGAACGAGUUUUGAGAAAGCGACCGACAUAUUAUAUGAAUUAAAACAGAGGGCUGAAACUGACAACGCUAUUAUACUGGUAGCUAAUAAAUGUGACUUGGUUAGAACGCGAGUCGUCAGUACAGAAGAAUCAAAGAGUAUAGCUACAAUGUACGACUGUAAAUUUGUAGAAACGUCAGUAGUAUUAAAUCAUAACGUAGACGAUCUACUGGUCGGAAUUAUAAGCCAAAUACGCCGUAAGAAACAUCGACAUGGAGCAAUGGGCUCCGACGAACAUGGCUGUUAUUCCAGAAGUAAGAAUCUGCUGAGCAAGAUUUUCAAAAGAGACCCAAUGUCAAAGUCAUGUGAGAAACUUUAUGGACCUUAGAUAAUGGUCGAAGUAUUUUGUCAUCAACCUAACCGAAGAAACAGUUUAUUUCACUAAAACUGCAACAUUUGCUCUCAUUGUAUUGCCUUGUUAUCGAUGUAUUUUCAACCGGAGGUGAAUAUAAUACGUACUUUUAAAAACAAAGGAAAGAGACAUACCAUGUAUUUAAACUUAAACUAUUGGUUCCAUUGUGUUGCCUCGUUAUCAAUGUGUUUCCAAAUGGAAGUAACUUUUAAAAACUCCUGACUCUUUGGGUUGCCAAGUUAUUAGUGACAAAAUAGCAUUUUCUAACUGUCACUUUGCCAUUACUAUUUUAUGAUCUUAUUACUCGUUUCUACUUUAUUAUUGAAAUAUACAAAGUUGACCUUGACUUAUGUCUUUAUUAUUGAUAAUCAGGAAUAUAUUUGCCUUAGGGUGUAUGCAGCAACUGUCAACAACUAUAAUCAUCAAAGAUGGCACUCAUUAUAUAAAAAUAUCAUGAAUAAAAUAAAUAAUCUGAGUUGGUGUCAUCGUAAUCCUAAACCACACGGGAAGAAACAUUUAAAACUAUAAACUUUUACCACUUUGGGUACCUAAUAUUACCAAGAUUUCAUUUGCUCUGAAUGUGUAACAACAUUCCGUCCCGUUUUAUUUUUUGAUCCUUUAUUCCAUUUCACCUUGGUCUAAAGGUAAUCUUUAUAGCUCGUUCUGGUUGAUAUUGGUAGGCUCCAAAAUUGAGACCCGGAAUACAGAAAAUGAUUUCGUUUUCCGAACAUUUGAUUGGUCAAUGGUAUUAUGUUGAUGUGGUCAUCGGCCCAGAACGCAUUUUCCUAAACAUGUCUUGGGAAAUUUAACGAAGCGAGCAACCGAAAAAACAAUGGAACGAAAAUAACAUCUAGUUUACAUUAGAUUGACUAACUGUUGGAAAUCUACGGAUAUUAAAAGAGUGGUCAAUCUGUGUAGUAAAGAAACUAGCUGACAAAACUUUAACAAAUGACAUUUUUGGUUGUGAAUUUCGCGUGGUUGUACAUUAUUGAUUAAAAUUUAAUUUUUUUUAUAUAAUUUAUGGUGUAAAUAUUUCUUGGAUUUUGUUUAUACAUAACAAAGUGUAUGUUAAAUGGGUCAUGAGAAUUUUUUUUUCUUAAAUUUAAUUAUUUUCCAUAUCAUUUAUUUUUAUACGCGAAUCUAUUUGUAGACGAAAAGAAUCAAUUAUCCAAUAUGCUGUUCGAAUGGCUAAUGCAUCAGGUUUAAUGCCCUGACACAAUGUAAGGAUUCAAUAAUUAUAAUACUGGAGAUAGGUUUUUUCUAAUGAACAUGUGUAGAAAACGUUUCAGUAAUGCUCGAAGAAUUUAAGUUACUAGACACGUAGUUUUAAACUUUAACUUUUACCGAAAUACACCCGACAAUAUGCCUGAAUUAGAUUAAUAAAUGCUUUUAUUCAAAUAUAUUUUGGCCCAAAAAUUAUUGAAAUUGAUGCAUUCUAACUCAAUUUUCGGCCAUUUAAAGUUUACAUUGGUUUCUAUUGAUUUCACUGGUAGAAAGAUAAUAAUAAUAUUAUUUUUCUACCAUUUCCGUACCAUCCAUUCUUUUCUUCAUGACGUUUGUUUUUAAUUAUCAGAAAUAUUUACUAAGGUCCUUUCUUUAAAAAGUAAAUAAUUGUAACUUUGUAGAUAUAUGUGAACUGCCUGGUUUGUUGUGCCCGAAUUAGUUGGUGUGUGAAUGGCUCAAUUGUACUGUCUAUAUGAUAUAAUGGUAUCUAUAGCCCUCACACCCGCCAACCGAAGUUACGAGUUUAUUCGUAAAGAACGGUAAUGAUUUCCCUAGUGAUGUUAUAACUAUUUCUGAAACAUUAUUACUUUCUAAUAACUUGUCUGCUUUGACUUUAGUGGGAACAAUUAAAGUAUUUCAACUUAGUACUUUUCAUGCGAUUACCAAGAACCAGAAGUGUUAUAGAAGUGCAUUGACAUAGGGUUGUGACACAUGAUUAUCCAGCUACGGGGUAACUGGCGUGCAUUUUACCUGUAUCCGCACGUAAAGAAAUGAAAUAAAUUGAAAUAGGGUAUAACGUCCUACUGUUCUGCCCCGACUGGGAAAAUGAAGACGAGCCUACGUCAUACAGUGUGCUGUGAGGGAAAUUUUGCCCGGACAGCGGCGCUACUGCCUACAUUUUUUUUUAUGGAAUUCCAAUUGCCAAGGGAUCGCUAAAGUUUUUACACGGGACCUAGGUUUUCCGUACCAUCCGAACGACUAUACGUUGUCCCUUGCCACGCACAUAAAGAAGUCUUAAACGUUUCAACAAGAAGUGAAAUUGAUUUCAAAUAUCAUAAUCAUAAUAAUCCUCGUUCUAAUAUCUCUUUCAAAGACAAUAAUUCAUACUCAUUCAUAUUAUACCUUUAAAACCGUCGCAUUUAGUUCAUCCAUUUCUCCAUAAAACAUAGACACCUCUUCCAUGAUUUAGAAUUCAAUAUCUGAGCAAUGAUUUGAUCGGUUGAAGGCGAUAACCCCAUGGUAAAGUUCCUAGUUCUUUCAGUACAAUAACAGGGUAUUUAUGGUUUAUAAUAUUAGGUUUUAAUAAAUAAGAUAUCUGGUCGGCGACAUAAAAAGAAUCGUAUAUCGACUGUCAAAGACAUUUUUAGAAAGGUAAUAUCGUCGAGUCACGAAUCCAAAAUCUGAAUAUUGGAUAUAUCGAACUCAGAUAAAGGUCAGUUUAUGAUUAUGUAUUUUUAAUUCCAUAUUAAAGGGUAUAUUUGUGCUUCUUGUUAUUGAGAUAAUAUGUUUGUAUGACUCUAUUAUGUUAUUGUUUAAUUAUAAUUUUGUUAAAUAUGUGCCUCGCUGAAUUAAUGUUAUAUGGAUUAAGACCAGUAAUUGAAACCUCUUAUUUCGGUUUCCACGAUUGUAGUGCGUCUAGCAAUUCUUUGUUUUCCACUCUUUGCAGGCGCAGAGAGUUUUCAAAAAGACCCCCCCCCCUCCUUUAAUAUCUUUUUAUCAGAUGAUGUAUUUAUAAGAUUACGAUCAUCGGCUAGGAUAUUUCAUAGAUUUACUAUUCUUAAUCUAUAUAACGGAUAUUAAAAUUACGGUGUAUGUCCAUUCUUCCAUAUUAUGGUUGUGAAAUGUCAUUAUUUUUUGUAUAUAAAGAUUGUGUGUAUUUAUUCUGUAUAUUUUUUGUAAUUGGAUUGUAUUGGGUUUUUUUCCAAGAAAAUGUUUUUCAUCGAUUUCAACUUUCUACUUAACCGAUUCCAAUAGCUUCAAUCGAUAGUCAAAUGGGCAAGAAGCCGUGUGCACACUGAUUCAAAUAAAAAGAAAACAGAUUUGGAUAGCUAACAUUUCGAGAGAGAGGGGGUUAACGUCCAUUCGACACAAACUAUGUCAUUUCUUUCGGGACUAACAUAUGGUUCUAUUUUAUUUCAAAAAUUCGCUUGCGUAGGGGUCUUUAGCGGUGGGAGGAAACCGGAGAACCCGGAGAAAACCCACAAGGUUGGACAGGCGACGCUACUCCUUGUCACGUACAACCGGGGAACCGAAACCACGCCAGUUCACUCAAUGACAGACCUUAUGAUACAGUGCGCACGUGCUAACCAUUCGGCCAUCCAAAUUGGGUCUUUAGCAGUUGGAGGAAACCGGAGAACCCGGAGAAAACCCAGGAGGUUGGAAAGGCGACCCUGUUCCUUGUCACGUACAACCGGAGAAUCGAAACCACGCCAGUUGACUCAAUGAUAGACCUUAUGAUACAGCGCGCACGUGCUAACCAUUCGGCCAUUCACCCCCCCCCCCCUAACAUUUCGUGUUUAUCAUGUACUAACGGGAAAUCAGAACCAUAAACCACAUACUGUCUAACUAAUCAUAUAUAUAUAAAAAUAGAACCACGAUUUAGCACUAAAAUCAAAGAAAAAUUCUGUGAUUUCAAAUGAUUUUGAAAUGUCUACCUACUGUGAAUUUAAGGAAAUGUCACGUAACCCGGCGCUCUUCCAUAUGAUUGGUCCACUGCGUCGAUAAACAACGAAAACGUGUUUGUUUAGUGUUUAUUUAAAUCAAUGUGCACCCGGUUUACAUUGCUUGCUGAUGAUCAUUCGACCGACUAUUUUAUCAUGUGCAAGUUUAAGAAAGUGUGACUGUCCACUUUAAUUCUAGACGCUAAAAUCAACUUUUCGCUAACUGUUCUUCAAUUUCCAUCGCCGAGGUUACACUUUAUCUAAGAGCAGGGGCCUGUUUCACGAAAUUUUAACUAAGAUAAAAUCAAAAUUUUAGUAAUUUGAUUGGAUAAUAUUAAAUUGAUUUUAGUCCUUAGCCAAUCAAAAUUGAAGUAUCUACUAAAAUUUGGAUAUUAUCUUUAGGAGCGACACAAUAAACUUGUUCAAAGGUAUUUUGGAUGAAUCUAGAUCAUUUAGUUUCGACUAUUUCACUUUCAUUUGUAUGUUUAAAACCAGGUUAUAUUUAUUAUACAUCGAACUAUAAAACUAUAUCGUCAACUUGUGUACUAUUAUCAUCUUUAUUUUACUAUAAACGGAUCGGUCUAUAAAUUUUAUUAUACAUUUGACUGAAACAUUGUCAUACACCGUAUGAAUAAUAUGUACAAUAAAAUAAAAUAAAAUGAAUGUUACUUA
Molecule: messenger RNA, 5769 nt
Organism: Patella vulgata (common limpet)
Lineage: Eukaryota; Metazoa; Mollusca; Gastropoda; Patellidae
Product: GTP-binding protein RAD
Exons: 4
Coding region: 131-1189 (352 amino acids)
Cellular component (GO): plasma membrane
Molecular function (GO): GTPase activity; GTP binding; calcium channel regulator activity
Source: RefSeq, a predicted model, not a curated record